AGUUUCGAAUUUCUUGUUCCUCAGCUGUACAAAUGGCCUUAAGGCGUAUAUCGAAAGUAAGGACAUGUCCAAUAUUUUUGUGCAGCAGAAUCGCUUUAUUUAGGAGCUAAAGGACUUACGUCUUGAUCCUCCAACCCAGUGUUCAGCUGGACCUAUUAAAGAUGAUCGUAAGUCAAUAUAUGUUGUAUUAGUUUACAUUUAGUGUUUGCCUGGCAAGCCACUAUUAUGGGACCUGCCGAUAGUCCAUAUGAAGGUGGGAUAUUCUUCCUGGAAAUACAGUUUCCCACAGACUACCCUUUCAAACCCCCUAAGAUCAGUUUCAUGACGAAAAUAUAUCAUCCGAAUAUAAACCUCAGCGGUCAUAUAUGUUUAGAUAUCCUCCGUGGACAAUGGUCACCAGCCCUCACAAUAUCGAAAGUUCUACUCUCAAUUUGCUCACUAUUGACGGACCCCAAUCCAGAUGAUCCUCUAUGCCCAGAUGUCGCACGUCAGUACAAAACAGAUCGUAAGAAAUAUGAUGAGUUAGCUCGAGAGUGGACACAGAAAUAUGCUAUGGGACCUUAAUGCAGUCAAUACACAAAACAUUUCGAUAGACAUAUUUUCUCCUUUCUUCUUGUACUCAUUGAUGACGUACGUGUUACAUUUAAAGUCGGUUGAUUUUUUUCAGCCCUCGAUUAACCUUACUUUCUUAUUCUAUUCUUACUGGUUUGUCAGUUGUGCGUUUGUGAAAAUGCUCUUAAGGUUGUCACGAGUAUUUCUUCUUUUUUCGAACAAGACUUGUGCCGUGUUUAGUGACAGUUGGCGGUACAGGUUGGUUCAUUCAGACGUUUUCAUUUGUUUAAAUAUUUAAUUGUAUCAAUUCACUUUACGAGAAAUUCAUUACUUGGGCAAUUGCUGCUCGUGAUACUCAUCAUCUAAUCUUCUCAGAAUUUAGUAAUCUGUUUAUAUUUGACCAAAGCUAUUAAAACUUGUGUUUAUUCAAGAGAUUGCUUUAAGGAAAAGUCUGAUUUCAUGUUGGGAAGAAGAUUGCAUCAAUGAGAGUAUCGGAUUUUACGGCAGUCUAAUCUUGUUUUCCAGUAGUCUGUUUACUCUUGUUAAGGAGUGUAUUUUCGUUAGCAUAAUACGCUUAUUAGUUUGUAUGAGAUUUUUAGUGACGAUCCUAAGCAUAGUUCUGUAGUUAAUUCAUAUAACUACUGUUAAUUCAUCCGUUUUAACAUAGUCCCUGUAUGACUUCCGUUGGCUGACGAGAUUAACGCCUCUGGAUUUGCUUCAUAGUACUGGAUCAUGAACAGAAUAAUUACUUAUCUUUCAACCUUUCUGAAUUUCGUAUUAUGAAUUAGAAUUCGUUCCAAUCUAUGCAGUUAUGUAGAAGUGUUGGUAGAAAAUGUUACACUGUUAUUAACCAGCGUUCCACGAGCAACUAUUUAGUCAAUAUCAAAUCUCCAUUUAUUACCUAGAGCCUUCUUUUGAUUGCCUAUUGGUUACUUUGAUGACCCUAUUACUCUUAUGAUCGUGUUGUACUCGAUAAGAAAAUGCUUUGGAUCACAUGAUUAACGAGAAUGUUUUUAUCAUGGAACCUAUGUGAAAAGAAAGCUGAAGCCUGUAGUUUAUUUUACUAUAUGGACAGUUGUUCGUUAAUCAAUAAGGUAAUUGGUAAUAUUUGAUACUGACUGCAAAGCUUAUUUCCAGUAGUGGUUGAGAGUAUUUACAGUUCGUAUCUUAAUCUUCAUGAACGAUAAUGUUGCUUAUGUGUCGUCCCUUCGUCUUCGAUCGUUUAUUCAUUAGUACACUGAAAGGUACAGAAAAUCACAACUCUUAUAAUUUGUCAGUAAUUUGUAUGCCAAGUAGUUUCUGGCUAGUGAUACUGGGUCCUUGCCAUGGUAAUCGAUGACGCUUCACUAUCUCAUUAAGCGAUUUGUAACAUUUGACUAGUAUCCUAUGCUUAACAUUGAAACAAGCAAUACAUACAGGAAACCUAUGGUCAAAAUUAUGUAACUUACGCUGUCACUGAAGUAUGUGGUGUAUUUUCAAAUCAUGUUGUUGGUGCACAGAAAAGUGUGAUGAGAUGAUUCUACCACAUCCUGACACUUGUUAAAGCCUCUUCCGAAUCUGAAUGAACAGUGUUUUGGAUUCGAACAAAACAGUCAGUCUAUUUUCCGAACUUCGGUAGCGUAAAGUAAGAAGACAGUUUGAUCCGACAAUGAAUAUUAUUUAUUUGCCCAAUUCAAUCUUAAUAAUAAUCUGGCCAUAUUUAUUUACAAUUGAUCACCGGGUAGUGAUCAGUGUUAUGUGAGUCAAGUCUUUGUUAGUGCUGGUUAAAUGUGGUCACUAGUGUAAGUGAUUCGACGUUGUGUGCACUAUGUUAAAACAAGAUGGUGUUUAGAGGUAGUCGUCAGUGGACGCUAUACCUAGGUUCUAUGAUGCCUGGUACUCUUCAAUAAGGUGUAAUUUUAGCGUUGAAGAAAGUCACCGGCAGUUCGAAUAACGUGAUACUAACGUCCUUGAUUGUGAAUUUGGUUGUAACUCGUGACCGGAUGUGUUAGGGAGCAUCAGUCCCUUCAAGAUUACAGUCACACCUUGUUCGAGAGUGUGAGAUAUCACUGGACUUAGGUCAAGCUGGGGAUCCUGCCGACUGCUUUCGGCUGCCACCUUAAAUGAUGAUGCGUAUAUUUGUCAUUCAUAUAUGGAAGCUAACGAAGGGUGAGUAAUUGUAAUGUGCUGUCAUUGUGAACAACGGAGAGAGAGAGAGCGCGUUGUAUGAUGUCGAUAAAAUAAGUUUUUAUAUCAUUCUAAGCAUUGAAGUUGAUUUACCAGGCUAUGGGAUGCAAGUUUAGGACAAAUUAUUUUUGUACUCAUUGUCUUAUAAUCCACUCAUCCUUCGAUUUGCAUUUAUCUUUUAAUCGGUUGACAUUCAUUGUUUCUUCUCUCUGUGUAUGUGUAAAUGCCUUGAGUAUGUAUGUGAUCUUUGAUGGAAAUGUCUACUGUACAUAUAUAUAACACCAGGUUUUCACUGUGAACUGUCUUUUUAAUAGUAUUAGAAGUGGGAAUUUGUGCUUACUGUCUGAUAAUCCCAAUGGAUUAUUAUAUUAAAACUGUAAGCAUUUAAUUUCUAGAUUUAAUUGUAUUUUGAGGAUUUCAGAGUACUGGUGAUCAAACUGUACAGACUAUUGUUAAUUCAUUGUCUAUAAACUAUAAUUUAUUUUGAACUUUACUCGAGUGGACAAUAUUGAGGCGAGUUUCUGAAUAAUGAGUAAAUCUGGAAAUUGGUUAACGAUGUUGGUGCUGUAGUGAAGCUUAAUUGAUCACGUUGUAUGAAAUAUGUAUCAUGUAACCGAGCAUCCUUUCACCUCACAUUUAGAUGUGGGUGUUUUUGAAGAAUGCUAGGUGUGUGUAGAUUCAAAUGUGGUAUCAUUCCAUGAAUUCACUGAGUGUUGGACUGAGUUUAACGUGUGGGUGUAGAUUACUUGAUUAAGGUUCGAGUGGUUAUCGUGACCAGCGAUUAGAAUUGUUGAAUGACAUAACUGAGAAUCGACCGCAAUGAUUCAUGUAGGUGGAUUGACAGUUCGCUUACCCAUUGGAUUUGCAAACUAUUUUAUGCUGCAAUUUUAUUCCUUCUACUCGAGUCAUAACGUCCAUGUCUAGUGUUUCGUACUCUCACUGAUACUGUUAUCACUUUCUUGUUUGUCUUUAUAAUUUUACGGUCUUCUCGUAUAUGCUGUGGGGACUCUUUCUUCCUGUACUUUGUCCUUAUAUGGAAUCUUUUAUAUAUUACGACCACUGAAUUAACUACGUUUAUGAUUUUAUUGUUCUUCUGGUUGUGCUAAUAUGGUAUGGUAACUUGGACCGAUGCACAUGUGUGCUUGGUCCUACGCUGUAGCUGACUAACUGGAGAUUCGGAUUGAUAAUCGCAUGUUUCUUUCUACUGAUUUCCAACUGUUAUUUGUAUGACAUUUUAGCAUUUUUCAUGAGAUUAUUUUAUCAAAUUUUCAUACAUGUGUUCACUCCAUAGUAUUUUUUGUAUACCAAUUGUAUCUUCUUGCUGAUCAAAUUCCUGCCGUUAUAUUGUGUUGUGUACUCUAGUUCGCUGUGUCAUUAAUAUUUACUUGUAAUUAUGAAGGACAUGAUGCUCUUUGACUAAUUUUAUUUCUUGUCACCACGAUCUUUACAUUUAAAGAUGUUAACAUUGGGUCCUUCUGACCAAGAGUAACCUUCUGUAAUACUAAUUCCCAGUUCCAAUUGAUUGUUUAUUGAGUACUGAUUCAUUUAUUCCUAAUUUGUUAGGUUAAUACUACAAAUGUAAGCAUAGUUAUUUUGAUUGCCUCAUUGACUAACUGAUAAUACAUUUCACUUAUAAUAUCAACAUAUUAGAACGUCACUUUAAAGAGGGAGUUUAUUUAGUCACUUAUGUUAGAAUGGUUGUAUGUUGUUUCUUUUUUCUCCCAAGAUUUGGGAAGUAUGCCUCAUUUAUCUCUACUAUCAACAAUAGAUGUUCAUCAAUAUGAUAGAAAAAGUGUUUCACAGUGAAAAAUAUGAUGCUC
This is a messenger RNA of Schistosoma intercalatum, 4538 nucleotides long. Lineage: Eukaryota; Metazoa; Platyhelminthes; Trematoda; Strigeidida; Schistosomatidae. The record is from the annotation of a GenBank genome assembly.